CUGGUCUGGGAGCAGGAAAUGGCCAAGGAAUGGGGACGGGAGCCGGACUGGGCUCACAGGGUGGGAAACCACGUGGAGGAUACGGUGGUAAUGGCUAUGGCACACAGCCAGGUUACGGGGCUGGAGCUGGAGCCAGAGGCUAUCCACGACCAGGUGCUGGAGCUGGGUAUCCCAAUGGACAGGGAUCUAAGGGACCAAAACCGGGAUAUGGUGCAGGAGCUGGAGUGCCCAAUGGACAGGGUGCUAAACCCAAUGGGUAUGCUGCAGGAGCUGGAGGAGUUCCCACUGGACAGGGUGCUAAACCAUCCAAACAGGGAUAUGGUGCAGGAGCUGGAGUGCCCAAUGGACAGGGUGCUAAGCCCAAUGGCUACGGUGCUGGAGCAGGCAGCUACCCUGGGGCAGGAAACAACGGCUAUGGAGCAGGUGCCAGUCUGGGACAGGGAGGAUACCCCCAGGGUGGAGCAGGAGGAUACCCCCAGGGUGGAGCAGGGGGAUACCCCCAGGGUGGAGCAGGAGGAUACCCCCAGGGUGGGGCAGGAGAAUACCCCCAGGGUGGAGCAGGUGGAUACCCCCAGGGUGGAGCAGGAGGAUACCCCCAGGGUGGAGCAGGAAAACAAGGCAAAGCUGGCGGUGGUGCUAAUCUGGGACAGGGAGGAUACCCCCAGGGUGGAGCAGGUGGAUACCCCCAGGGUGGAGCAGGAGGAUACCCCCAGGGUGGAGCAGGGAAACAAGGCAAAGCUGGCGGUGGUGCUAAUCUGGGACAGGGAGGAUACCCCCAGGGUGGAGCAGGAGGAUACCCCCAGGGUGGAGCAGGUGGAUACCCCCAGGGUGGAGCAGGAGGAUACCCCCAGGGUGGAGCAGGUGGAUACCCCCAGGGUGGAGCAGGAGGAUACCCCCAGGGUGGAGCAGGGAAACCAGGCAAAGCUGGCGGUGGUGCUAAUCUGGGACAGGGAGGAUAUCCCCAGGGUGGAGCAGGAGGAUACCCCCAGGGUGGAGCAGGAAAAUCAGCAGGUUAUGGUGAUCAAAUGGGAGGAGCAUACCCCGGGGCCGGAGCGGGCAACGGAUAUGGGAAUGGUGGAGGCCCAGCUGGUGGGGCCAAUGCAGUGCCUGCAGGCUAUGGCAAUGGCUACGGUGCUAGUACUGGAGGCAAUGGUUAUGGAGCCGGGACUGGGUACCCAACAGUGUUAGCGGAUGGUGCUGCUGGGCUGGGAGGCAAGGCAGGGAAGGGAGCAGGAGGUCUUGGCGCAGGAGGAUAUCCACAGGGACAGGAGAAAUAUGGGGGAGGAGUCAGUCAGCUUCCUUACAAUGGAGCCCCAGUCAAUACUGCUGGACUGGAUGCAGGUGAUGGAAGCUUCCCUUAUGGUGCUCAGCAACUGGGCCUUGGUGGUGAUGGAGGCAAAUCCUCUGGCAAAUAUGGCAACGGUGGAUUGCCACAGGGUGCACAACAGGGUGCACAGCCUUAUGGACCUGCGACUGGUGGUGGAAAACCACCUUGCAAAAAUGGAAACGGAGGUGGCUUUGGAGCACAGCCAGCAGGCUAUGGUCAAGGACAGCUGGGUGCAGGUCAGAGUGCCCCCUACAGUAACGGAGCAGGAGGGAAGGAAAGCAAAUAUGGUGGUGGUGGACUGACUGGAUUCUUUGGAAAUGGGGGGUACAAAGGUUAAAUCAAUCAGCUGAGGCCUUCUUGAAGUGAAUAUUUGUUCCGUUCCGUCAUGUGUUCAUGGUGAUGUUUGUUGUUUGGUCUGUUAUUACAUUUAACUAUUCCAUUUUUGUUUUGUAUUUGUGUUUUUUGUUUAUGGUUCUUGUCUUUUCUAUUGUUGUGUGUCUGUCCCCUCUCUUCCUCUACUGGUUUUGGAGAUUGUGUUGCCAGUGUGUUUGUGUUCAUAUCUAUUUCACACUAAAGGGCAGAAAGCAACCACAUAAUGUCUGUCAGUCUCCUCAUUCUUUUAACCUUGGCACCAGUAUUGUAAAUGUACUGUACAUGUGAUGUGGGGGUUGAGUUUUAAGACUGAAGCUCUAUGAGUUUAAAUCAACACCAAAUAAAAUAAAAUGUAAAGACCUGUUCCCAAAACCUGA
Molecule: messenger RNA, 2076 nt
Organism: Oncorhynchus nerka (sockeye salmon)
Lineage: Eukaryota; Metazoa; Chordata; Actinopteri; Salmoniformes; Salmonidae
Exons: 24
Coding region: 30-1664 (544 amino acids)
Source: RefSeq, a predicted model, not a curated record